GACCAGCGCCCGUUGUGUGCCAAGCCACGUGCAGUGCUGGUUCUCUGUGCUAGCCAGCCACUGCCACCAGUCUUGGUUCACUUGACCAGUCAGCGGUGGGGAGCUUCCUCUGUAAAGCCGUUUCUUUGGUUAAGGAGCUGAGCAUCUUCUUGUGGUGUUCGCAGCCCGUGUGGAUCCUGUCUGGAUUGCCCACUUUCUCUCUGCUAGGCCGUCCGCCUCGUUCUUCAUUCGCAGGUUCUCUCCAUAUGAUACAUACAGAGACUGACAGCUCCCUGGUGCCUGGGCCGAGCUCUUUCAAGAAUAAGCCAGGCAUGGUCGUUUAAGGGUCACCGGAAGCGUUGGCCACAGGCAGCAGCGGCCUCAUCCGCCGAGCAUGUGAACUGGGCUCCCAGCACAUCCCCGGAGCACCACAUCCUGAGUCAGGGCUGACAGCCGUGUGUUCCCGACGUGCAGAAGUAGCUUUAUGACCGUGAGAACUGCAGGCUGCGCAGGAAGUUGCCUAGUGAAGGGCGUGGAAGGGACGCGUUGGCUCCACCUCUCGGACCAGGAGGGCACGUGGCCUGUCCACAGGGGACUCCCUCUGCUCUCAGCGGCCCACGAGACGAACGGUCAUCACACUGAUUCAGAGAGGAAAUUGGGAGCCACUUGGGCCUUGGAGCUGCUGCCAGGAACACCACUGAACCUCACCGCUUCUGCCGUCCACACUUCUCAAGGUGGUGGAACCAGACCUCCAGAACCUUCUGUGUGAUCCAGAAAAGGCAUGGGGGCCCAGUGACAGGCUUCUGUAAAGCGAGGAGAAUAUGGAAGCCCACGGUGAAUCUCUGCCACAGAAACUGAGAAGGGAAAACACUGCCAUGAGAGAUUGCUUCUUUAGGGAAGAGAGGGCCAAGCUGGUGGGGGAGGUACUGGGGGCAUUAAGGAACAGGAGGUGAAGCCCUCCAGAGACAGGGCCAGAUCACAGGGCACCACGGCCCCUGGAGGCACCCAGACCUGGCCAGGAGACAACACAUCAGUGUCAGAGACGAGAAAAGGGACAUCAGAAAGGCCAUGGUCAGUGCAGGCAGUUAGGACAGAGCCCAGGUGCAGGCCAGGUGUGCAGACAGACUUGGAAUCCAGCCCUUCACCCUUGAUCUACCCACUGAGCUGAGCAAACUCGGGGAGUGACCCUGGACUCCACCAUGCCCACUCAGACCCAGGCUACCAGUUGUACCCCUAGAUGCCUCUUAUCCAUUCCCUGGGCCUGGCCUCCGUCUCUCCACCCUGAGUUUCUGCAGGCGCUGUCUCCUCUCUGGUUACGGUUACAAGCAGGCCCUGUCUGCUUGCUGGGCCCCCAGGCUCCCUGGAGUCCAGCCCCCACUUGCCUUUGAUCUCUUCUCUCCUCCCUGCGCCCCCUCCUUUUCCCUGUGUCAACCACCCUGCCUGUCUUGUGGUCCCUCAGGACCCCCCACUUCUCAUCAGGGCCUCUGGGUGUUCCAUUCCUCCCCCUGUAAUACCAUCUCACAUACACACGCAUCCCCAGUUAGCUGUGCCUCAUCCUUCAACCUCAGCCCCUCACCACCCGCCCCAUGUUCUCCCGGGACCCUAAGCCCCCUCAUCACAGCCAUCCAAGAUUGGUGACUCAACACAUUUGUCUAAAGAUUUAGUUCCUGUCUGGCUCUCCCCGUGGACUGGCAGCCCCAAGGGGAGGGGGAGCUUGUACAUAUCCCCCCCAUACGCACUGUGUGUCCCAAGGAUCCUCAGGGCACUUGGUUCCUGUCAGACUCCAGGGACUCGGGGGAUCACUAAAUGGCCUGCCCCUCCCCCAUCCUUCCUCAUUGUGGGGCCAGGAAAGAUGGAAGCACUGCCAGGCCCUAGUGCUCCCCUUGGUGGCGAGAGUUCUGUGGCCGAGUCAGCUGAGGGAAUGGAGACUCUAGCAACAUGAGCGACCACAGGCAAGUUCUCAGCUCCCUCCUGUCUGGGGCCCUGGCUGGUGCUCUGGCCAAAACGGCGGUAGCUCCCCUGGACCGAACCAAAAUCAUCUUCCAAGUGUCUUCAAAAAGAUUUUCUGCCAAGGAGGCCUUCCGGCUCCUCUACUUCACCUACCUCAACGAGGGCUUCCUCAGCCUGUGGCGUGGGAACUCGGCCACCAUGGUGCGCGUGGUGCCCUACGCCGCCAUCCAGUUCAGCGCCCACGAGGAGUACAAGCGCAUCCUGGGCCACUACUAUGGCUUCCGCGGAGAAGCCCUGCCCCCUUGGCCCCGCCUCCUGGCAGGCGCACUAGCUGGAACAACAGCUGCUUCGCUGACCUACCCCCUGGACCUGGUCAGAGCAAGGAUGGCCGUGACCCCAAAGGAAAUGUACAGCAACAUCUUUCACGUCUUCAUCCGCAUCUCCCGAGAAGAGGGCCUGAAGACCCUCUACCACGGGUUCACGCCCACCGUGCUGGGGGUCAUUCCCUACGCCGGCCUGAGUUUCUUCACCUAUGAGACGCUCAAGAGCCUGCACAGAGAGUACAGCGGCCGCCCACAGCCCUACCCCUUUGAGCGCAUGAUAUUUGGGGCCUGCGCUGGCCUCAUCGGGCAGUCAGCCUCGUACCCCCUGGACGUGGUGCGGCGGCGCAUGCAGACAGCCGGGGUCACGGGUCACCCGCACGCAUCCAUCGCGCACACGCUGCGUGCCAUCGUGCGGGAGGAGGGCGCCGUGCGUGGCCUCUACAAGGGCCUGAGCAUGAACUGGCUCAAGGGCCCCAUCGCCGUGGGCAUCAGCUUCACCACCUUCGACCUCAUGCAGAUCCUGCUACGGCACCUGCAGAGCUAGGGAGCCCGCGGGCCGGCUGCUCUCGAGACGGGGAGCCGAGCUUCCACUUGCAGCGGACCAUUGACCCCUUUCGUUUCUGAGCCCGUGGAGUGAGGGUGCACAUGGUUCCACUCUGGGAGCCACGUCGGGAGCACCUUGUAGAAUAAGCUGGGGGACCUGGCGUCGGUCCCACCAGCCGGCAGCCCUUGAAGUGCAGUGUUGAGGCUGGUGGGCGGGGGCUACCACACUCUCCCAUCCCUCCUCCCUGGGGCUGGCACUGUCUCCUGGAGGUGUCGCCCUAAAUGCCCUGAGCCGGGAGUGACCAGCACCGCCUCCUGGCACCCUGUGACCUUGGACAUGCUCCUGGUUCUAGUGACCCCAUGCCCACUGGGCUCAGAGCCAGACUCCACCUGCCCCUGCGCCCACAGAGGGGAGUCCCAGAGUGUUCGGAGAAGCCUGUCCAGGCCCUGGUGAGGUGGGGCCAGACUUCUGCUCAGCGGGGGCUACAAAUACAGCCUCUUGCCCCACCCCACCCCACCUGUCCCACCUUUGCCAUUACUUCCCAGGUGACAUGACUCCUCUGUCACCAGAGCCUCCUGCUUCAGAACAGCCUUCUCCCAAGAGGAUUAUUUGGAUCCUGGACUCCGUGGCCAUAGUAGGGCACCAGGAGUGGGUCUUCCCCUCUGUCGCCCACCUGUCUGGUUUGUAAUGUUUCCAGGAGGGUCUCAUCUCCUCCACAUAGCAGGGUUUGAGGAAUUGCCACGGGUUUGGGUCUGAGUCCUAGCCGGAGGGCAUCUGCUGGAAACUGGGCACCCAGGUCACCUUCUCUGGGCCUGGAAGCUCCCACCCCUAUCGCUAUCCCACAGGCCGCACCAGUAGAGGCCUGGCCUUAGGCCCUAGCCCUCUGCCCCUAGGCACAGCGGCUCUUGUGGGGAUGUGUGGCAUCUGGCAUGUCCCUGGCUCCCCACCUGAGCAGGCACUUGGCCAAGACACAGGGCAGUUUAAGACCUAGGGUUGUCGGAUUUCCAUGAAGAGAGCGCAUGGAGGCAACUUGCAGCCUUGAUCUUCCCAAAAUGGGGCCCCUGAGACUGUCUGUAGCCCAGGGGGGGAUUCUUGGAGAAAUUGGGGAACCCCAGGGCACCUCCAGGGAGCUGGUCUCAUGGAGAAGUCCCCUAGGGUCUGCUCGGUGUCACAUUUCAGAAUGACUUUGGGAGUUUCUUGAUUUCUUUUGGUUUUGUUCUUCAAUCUGGCUGACCCUGGGUCUAGUCACAGUAAACCCCCACCCGUGUGAUCUGGUUCCAGGCAGAGGUGACCAGAGGGUCGGUUUUCACAGAGAGCUCCUCAGCGCCGAUGUGUGAAAGGGUCUAAGAGGGCGCAUUUGCCCCAUGCACAUUUCCAGUCGUGACCUUCAUUUCUCCCCUUUGUUCUGUCCCGUUGGUGUCCUUGCCUGGGACCCCUGCAGGUAUGAAGACCCCUCUCUCUGUCCUUCCUUGCAUGUGUCUGCCGGCCAGCCUGACUCUCAUCCCCAGGGUCUCAAGGCUGUUUUGUUGGGUGGACUUCGCUCCUCCUGUCCUCACCCUGCCCAGCGCCCAGUCUCGGCAGGAGAGGCAGGGACCCCUCACAGGGAGACGGGCUGGGGACCCAAGGGCCACCAGGCAAGAGAAAGCAGCAGGGGCUGGGGGGUCCACCGCAGGCAGGUGAGACCAAACGAAUGGCUCUCUGAGCCUCAGGCUGGGUGGCAGAGGGGAGGGGCCCCCAGGUCCCGCCAGCCCCACCGUGCCUCCCCAAGGUGGCUCCCAGUCGAGUGGGCCUCAGCCACACACACAGCUGGGCUGGUGCCCUCCGUGGCCACACCCCUCCCACUGGUGUCCAUCUUGAUCUGGAGUUACAUUUUGAUGCCAUGAAGACACUUUGUUUAUAUAUAAUGUUUAUAUAUUUUAAAAGAUUUGUGCCAAGAGAGUAUAUUUAAUAAAAAUUAAAAUGAC
This is a messenger RNA of Acinonyx jubatus (cheetah), 4760 nucleotides long. It is a transcript of the gene SLC25A42, whose product is annotated as solute carrier family 25 member 42. The transcript is spliced from 7 exons. Bases 1918 to 2796 code for a protein of 292 amino acids. Gene Ontology annotation, biological process: transmembrane transport. NCBI's taxonomy places the organism in Eukaryota, Metazoa, Chordata, Mammalia, Carnivora, Felidae. The record is from RefSeq and is a predicted model, not a curated record.